UGAGGCAUCGCCGCCACCCAGGCACCCGCUGAGCCCCUGGGGGCUGGGCGGCCAUUACCGGGGCCUCUGGGCUGCCCGCGCCUCCUCCGCGACCCUCGUCUCGCGCUCUCUUCCUCCUCCUCGCUCCCUCAGGCCCUUUCCAGCUGGGCACCCUCCACCCACAGGAGGCGCAGAGCGGCGGGCAUUGCGGGGGCAGCCGCGGGGGAGGAGCAGCCCCCUCGCCCGGUGCGCCCGUAGCCCUCGGGCAACCCUCCAUCCCCGCGCCUGGGGUUGAGUUUCGCUUUCAUUUCUGCCCGGUGACGUUCCUGCCGCCUCCCGGCUGGCAGCCUGUUUGGAGUAGCUGCUCCCCGGGCGGGCAACCGCCACCCACCCCACUCGGGUCCCUGUCUGAGGCGGCCUGCGCAGGAGAGAGACGGAGCCCGCCUCGCCUCGCUAGCCCAGGUGGCCCUUCGAGGCUCAGCUGUGGAAGCCAGGAUGGCUGCCCAGGCCCCCUCCUCCUCCUCCUCCCUCUCGGAGGCUCUCACCAGUGGCUUCCUCACGUGUACCAUCUGCCUGGAGUGCCUCUCCCGGCCCAGGAUCCUGCCUUGCCUGCACAGCUACUGCCAUGACUGCCUGGAGAAGCUGGCAGAGGGCCGGAAGGAGCUGCACUGCCCUGAGUGCCGCGAGCAGGUGGCCCUCCCAUGUGGCGUUGGCGGUCUCAAGACCAGCUUCUUCAUCAACGGCCUGCUUGACCUGGUCCGCCCUGCAGGGAAGGCAGAGCCCACCUGCAGCUUGUGCCCGCUCAUCGGCCAAGAAGCCAACCGGCCUGCGGUCUCACGCUGCUUGGACUGUGCCGACGACAUGUGCCAGGUCUGUGCUGGUGGGCACCGCUGCUCCCGGCUCACCCACUCCCACCACGUGGUAGGCAUGGGGGGCUACCUCUCUGGGGAGUAUGACGAGGAGAUCCGGAAGCGCCAGGCCUUGCAAUGCAAGGAGCAUGUGGGGGAGGAGCUGCGGUUCUUUUGCACGCCCUGCGCAGCGGUCCUAUGCCGCGAGUGCCGACUGGGCCCCCACCUGCAGCACCCCUGUCUGUCCCUGGCCCAGGCGGCCGAGAGGCACCGGCCCAUCAUUGUGGACCUCCUGGCAGGGGUGGAGGAGACUGUGAGGCUGAUCGGGAAGGGCAGGGCCGGCCUGGAGGAAGAGAUGGAGCGGUUGAAGGUGCGCGAGACCGGCAUCCGGGGUGUGGUGGAGCAGGCAUGCUCCAGGGCAGUGGAGCGGCUGCUGGCCCACCAGGAGGAGGUCCUGAGCCAGCUCUCGGACUACGUGGAGGAGCGAAAGAAGGCCUGCGAGACCCUGUGCUCUGAGCUGGAGUUCCAGGAGCAGGUGGCCUCCAGCACGGUGGCCUUUGCCCAGAAGGUGCUGGCCCUGGGCCGGGAGGUGGAGAUUGUCUUCCUGGAGCAGAUGAUCUCCGAGCGCCUCAGGCAGCUGCAGAGUUUCUCUUGGGAGCCCCUGAGCCCUCAGCUGCCCCAGUUGGAAAUCGAUGUGGCCCUGCAGAGCAGCAGCGGCCGCCGCCUCUUCCGCCUGGAGUUCAAAGAGGAGAUGCCCACGAGGACACCAGAGGGCCACAAGGAAGGGGCCACGGAAGGAAAGAAGAAGAAGAAGAAGCCAAGCAGGGAAGGGGCACAGGAGACCCUCCUCAGCUGCCAGGGGAAGCCACCAAGUGGGGAAGGCAGCCUCCCGACAGUGGUCCCCACUUUGCCUCCCCCCAAGGGGCCAGAAGCCCCCCUGCUCACCCCCAAGCCCUUCUUCUCUUGCAGCUUCUGGGUCAAGACCCCCACCGACAAAAAGCGGCCCCAGGUCACAGGCCUUUGCCCAUUUGGCUCCAGCGAGCUCCUGGUGGCCGAUGAGAUGAACCAGAAGCUGAAGAGGUUCUCCCUGCAGGGGGAGUUCAAGGGCAUAAUCCCAGUGCCAAGCGGUGUGGCCCCAUGCAGCGUGGCUACUGUGGGCAGCAAAGUGGCCUUCACGGCUGGCUCUUGCCUCUACCUCUUAAACGGAGAAGGGGGCCUCAUGUGGAAAAAGGCCCUCCAGCGGGGUCAAGCCAGCCAUGCAGUGGCCGCCCUUGGUGGUGACCGUGUGGCAGUCUGUGUGGCUGGGCGCCUCGAGGUGUACGACCUUGAGGGGCGCCUGGUGGAGACGAUUGUGCCAGAAGGCACCGCAGAGAGGUGCCUGGUAUUCCUGGCCAGCAGGAAAGGGGGGUUUGUGGGAUCCGACUGGUACCGGCACAGCUUGGUGUUCCUUUCCCAGAGAGGGCAGCUGGUGGCUGAGAGCCGGGAGGAGCAGCUGAGUGAAUGCCAGCCGGGUGCUGUCUGUGCUGAUGCCACUGGGAUUGCUUACGUGGUGCUGCGGGAGAUAAACAAGGUGGUGGCCUUUUCCCAGGAUGGGGAGGAGCUUGGGCCGUUCCUCACGGCUGAGAACAGUAUCAACCAGCCACGGGUGGUCACGGCUGCUGGGGACGGUCGUUUCGCAGUGGCUUUGAGCAAUGGCACCGUCCACAUCUUCAAGAUCAGGUAUCAGGGCAAGUGAAGCGGAGGCAGGCAAGAUUUCCUUUGGGGAUGCUGCAUGCCCCAGAGUGGGUGCAUGUGUGUGUGCUGUUCCCCAGAGGAAUUGGGGAGGGGAGAAUUGCAGAACCACUUCAGGGGGCACGGGUGAUCUCUGGUUUGAGGGGCUCACUGGGAGUGCCUGCCAGUUAAUUUUAGGCUUGUUUCACUGUUGUGGCUUCCAGCCAGCAGCCUCGUUUCUAAGGGGAUCCUCAGGACCGUCUCCACUGCGCAGCUUCUGGGUUCCACACAGGCAGACGUCUUUGCAUGAAAAAAGGGUUCAGCUUCUGCUGCAGAAAGAGAGAGAAUGAGUGUAGAGUGCUGAAUUUGGGAAGUUAAGAUGUAACACUUUUUUCUUUAAAAAGUGGAAGAAAAUCUGUGAGCAUCCUGUACAGGCCACGUGAGUGAUGCAGGCAGGCUGGUGCUUCAGGGUCUGUGCAGGGUGAGCUGCGGUGUGUGGCUGCCAGAGAGCAAUCGUUCCUCCCUCCUGUCUGGCUAGUUUAACUCCCAAAGUUGACGUUUACUCUUCUGGGGUUGUCAUUCCCCACGAUGACCACCAGAGGGCGGGGCAAAGCCUCCUCUGCAGCUUACAUUUGAGCCCAGCUUCUGGGUCUGACUUAGCGAGUAGAAGUGCAAAAGGGCAGGAGGAGCUGCUCAGCUGUGUACUUUGUAUGGCUUUUGACCGUACAUGUAAUCAGCAAAAGUUGGCGUCCGAGGAGUUGGAUGGCUCUCCCCGGUUCAUUCAGGUGGGGGUGGGGAAAGAGUCCCGCAGCAGCAGCAGCAGCUGGGUGAGGGCCACAGGGGGCCCAUCUGGCCUCCAGGCUCACAGGGGCCUCGCAGAGGCCCCAAAGGGAACCGCACAAGCAGAGACUCCUCCCUCCCCCUCCCCCCUUACCUUUAUUCUACACAAAGCUUUGCCUCCUUUUGUCAUCCAAAGGUCCAACCAUCUCUCCUGCAACGAAUAUAUUUAAAUAAUGUUGUUGCCUUUAGGGUUUUAGAAGUGUGUGCUCCUCUGAUUCUUGAUUUUUGCACCCCUUCUUGCCUCCACGUUUCUUUUGCCAACGUUUGUGUUCCUUUUUGUUCUCCCAUGUAAAACUGGGUGGUGAAAUUCCAGAGGGUCACCUGGGGUGCGAGUAUCCCAGCCCUUUACAUUUUCAAAGUGCCUUUUCCUCCCCAGACAUUACAGCAAAAUUGACCCCUUCCCCACUCUGACUGCUCUCAGGAUGGAACGCAUACCUGGCCAUGUGCUUGCAAAGGAAUCUUUGGCUGCAGAAUGUAAAUCAUUGAGCUGUGCUCUUACCUUCAGGUUUACAUCACUGUUGCUUCCAGCUGUGCCAAAUGGGGCAUAACUCAAUAGAGUGUGACUGUGUGAGCGUGUUUGUGUGUAACUGGAGCAGCUGACUGAAAGUUUGGGACAUGAUAUCAAACUGGUAGGUUACAUUUAUUUGCAUCUCAAGGAAGAACAGUGGUAUCACUGACCAUUUGUGCCUUCUGAAAUAAUUUGAGAUGAUAAUCUCUAUUCCACAUUCCUUCUCCUUUUUUCUAUAAAUAUCACGCAGUAAUAAUUCAUUGUUCAAAAUAUUGUGUAUUUGCACAGCGCAGAGGAAGGGGAUUGUAUAAGUGGUGAAAUAAAUGGUCUGCAUAAAACUA
Rhineura floridana is the source of this 4226-nucleotide messenger RNA. RefSeq names its product tripartite motif containing 56 (gene TRIM56). Gene Ontology annotation, cellular component: chromatin; nucleoplasm. The record is from RefSeq and is a predicted model, not a curated record. Gene Ontology annotation, biological process: positive regulation of DNA-templated transcription. NCBI's taxonomy places the organism in Eukaryota, Metazoa, Chordata, Lepidosauria, Squamata, Rhineuridae. Gene Ontology annotation, molecular function: zinc ion binding; ubiquitin-protein transferase activity. The coding region runs from base 475 to 2562 and encodes 695 amino acids. The transcript has 2 exons.